AAAGAUUCUACUUAACGAAACGGUCUCCCUGCGUGUGAGUAGAAAAUACGUAUUCGCACUGAAUGGUCACCCAAUUUAAUUUGUAGUUAUUAUAUAUUAGUAGUCGACUCGACGAUGGAGUUUCCACCGUGUCCGCCUUCACUGAAAUCUAUUCAACACUUCCUCAAACUGGCGCAAGAACAUGAUUCUCGCGAUGUCGUCAUUGCUUACUGGGCCCGUCUCUAUGCCCUGCAAAUUGGGCUAAAGGCAUCUUCACAGUCUGCCGAAGAAACAAAAUUGUUGCUGGCAAUUAUGGAUUGGCUGGAGCAGAUGAAGAAACAGCAUGUUGACAACGAGGCCUUGACUAACGACAUCGCUGCACAGGCUCAUAUUGAAAAUUAUGCGCUCAAACUAUUCCUUUAUGCCGACAAACAGGAUCGCGAGGAAAAUUUUGGCAAAAACGUUGUCAAGGCUUAUUACUCCAGUGGUGUGUUGUACGAUAUAUUGCUUACGUUUGGUGAGCUGAGCGAGGAGGCUCUCCAUAAUCGCAAAUACGCCAAGUAUAAGGCUGCCUACAUACAUAAUUGCUUGAAGAACGGUGAAACGCCUAUUCCGGGCCCAUUUCCGGAUGAUGAGUCUGCCGAAUUGGGUGAUAAUCUUGCUAGUGGAAGUGAUAAUGCUGGUGCUGGUGCAGGGUCACAGCCAGAUUUACCCGAUGAAUCACCAUCAGAAGACGUCCAUCCGAUUGCACCAACUACGCCAUCGCCGCCAGCUUCGCACAUAACACCACCGACAGCAGAAGAGGUGCUUAACAAUCCAAACAAAUUGCCGAGUCCCCCUGUAGAGGAAGAGAAACCAGGUGGUUUUGAGCCAUAUGUGCCCACGGCACAGCCAAAUGCAGCAACAUAUAUACCGAUCGUGCCAGUUGCAGGCGUUCAAAUAACUCCAGAUCAAAUGAUCACCGCUCAGAAGUAUUGCAAAUAUGCAGGCAGCGCCCUCAACUACGAUGAUGUAAAGACGGCCAUCGAAAAUCUGCAAAAGGCACUCAAGUUGCUCAGCACAGGCUCGGAAUAAACACACACGUUUAGAUGGGUAACUCCGGAAAGAUACCGGCGUAGAGUACCGAGCACUUAGAAAGAAGCACACACUCUUGACAUCGCAAAUACACAGAAUCCUAAUUAUUCGACGGCCACUUGAAGUGGAUGCUUAAUAAACACCUUAAACAAA
Messenger RNA from Drosophila nasuta, 1206 nucleotides. RefSeq names its product vesicle trafficking 1 (gene Vta1). Bases 115 to 1053 code for a protein of 312 amino acids. The transcript has 5 exons. Gene Ontology annotation, cellular component: multivesicular body. Gene Ontology annotation, biological process: late endosome to vacuole transport via multivesicular body sorting pathway. NCBI's taxonomy places the organism in Eukaryota, Metazoa, Arthropoda, Insecta, Diptera, Drosophilidae. The record is from RefSeq and is a predicted model, not a curated record.